Molecule: messenger RNA, 1692 nt
Organism: Symbiodinium natans
Lineage: Eukaryota; Dinophyceae; Suessiales; Symbiodiniaceae
Source: the annotation of a GenBank genome assembly
AUGACCAACCGUUACCCACCAUUCCCACCGUUGCCCAUCAUCAGCCAAACUACGCGGGGUGGCACGUCCGGGGUUGGAGAAACUCAAAAUGGCCUUGCCAAGCAGAGUGACUGCAGCCACACGGUGCCCCUCGCACAGCCAAGUCUUCGGGCCAGCGCGGCAGGAACCCGGAAUGCGCAGCUGCGCAGCCCUACUCCUCAGCGGACGCUGCGGGUCUUGGGCUCAGCAGGCCCGAUCGCGCGCAACUCCGCUACCAAUGUCAAAACAGUUGGUCCGCGGCCGUUUCAAUACAGGCGGACGUUGGCGAAGUGCGACAAGGCUAAUGCACAGGUCGCAUGCGAGGCCUCUAUUACUCUAUUACCUGCAAGCCCUGCGAAACAGAACCGUGCUGUGGGUGAUCGUCAUGUUCGUGAUCGUGCAGCAUCCUUGGCAUGCCCCGGACGGAAGACCUGGAAGAAGACCGGAAAGAAAGGAGACUUGCUUCUGAGCCAGCGUGCGCUGGAGGACCGUGCCUCCUGCGUAGAGCGCGGCCUCCUGGCAUCUUGGGUUCGCGGGGCAGCCCUGGGUCGCCCCCUGGUGCUUGUGAUGCGGGUGACGAUGCCUGGGUGCUGGGGCCCUCCAAGAAUCAUGCUUUUGCGGGUGCGGCCUACGGCGAAGUCAGCGCCAGCCUGGCAAAAGAUGGCCUUGGGAGAAUUUCGAGGAGGGCGACUGUGUUGUGUGGGUUGGGGAAGAUACGAGUUGCGGAGGCACCACACUGCAGAGCUGAUUGCGACUUUGCGACCGGAGCCGCCAACAUCGGAAAGCUUGGCGCUCUUGCCGACGAGUCUGGACCGUCUGCGAGAGCUUGAGCGCCACUUCUGGGGGCCAUGGAGGCGGAGCCGAGCUCCUGUGCUGGGACAGGUGUGUGAGGCUCGAUGGGGUCCCAUACCAGCCUGCCCACCAGAGGUCAUGCGUGAAGCCGCCAGAAUUGCGACGACGAAGGCCUCUCAGCUAGGCAGCCGUCUGAUGCGGUUGGGCAGUACUGACAGCAACGGCAGUGAUGUCAGCACGAACGCCGGCAAUGAUAGUAACAGCGAAAGCAGUGAAACGGAGGUGCAUGCCUUGCCGAGGCAGCUAGGGCUGAUGUCUGACAGCCCCUGCGACGACGGAAACCUGCGCCCGUUCGUUCCUACAUCGAUCAACGGUACUCCUUGCAAAGUGGAGGAACUUCGGGAAUCUGUCCACCAGAGUGCUGCCCUGGGUUCUGUGUGUGCAGAAGACAGCUGGGUCUGUGCCAUCUGCUUGGGAGGUGCCGCAGAGGUUGGCUCUGACAACAUUGACCUUGAUGACGCAGUCCGACCACUCCGACUUGCUUGGCGAAAGCUUCCGUGCGGCCACGCUUUUCACAAGAGCUGCGUGCUUCCCUGGAUCCGCGGCGGCAAGCCGUGCCCCCUUGGACGCUGCAUGGUGCCAGAUGCCGCGCGAUCUGGUCGGCGGGAGAUGAUCUUCCCAAUGAACUCGGCUUGGAAAGAGCUGCCGCAAGAUGUUGUUGCCAAAGACAUCCUUGGGCCCUCGCAACCCAUGCCUGGGACCGGACAUCUGCGUGCUCCUCCACAUGUUCGGCCGGGCUGUGUGGGUCGCCUAACUCCAAUCCCGACUUUCUUCGAGCGCUUCAAGCAAGGCGAUGGAUUGCAGGAGUGCUGCCCUCUCUGA